AUCGAUUUCCGCGCGAAAAUGUCAAGAUUGUAUGUUGGAUACCGUUGUUUACAUGGUUAGACGCGUGGUUUUGUGAGAUAUUUGUGCACAAAAGCACGGACUUCUUCGUAGGGGGCUUUCCAAUUGAAAUGAAACCACAUGUACAGCUGAUGUUUGACUGACCAAGUGAUCUACAGAUGGCUGUUGUUUGACCAACGCCUUUUUCAAUACAUGUGAUUUUGCUCAUCCAACUGAUGUAUAGACAGUACAAAAGCAGUGUUCACUCAGUAGACACUCUACUGGAGAAGAGUUUCUCAAACCUCUCAGUGACAGAUUUAAAUAAGAAUAUUGAUGCAAGGGAGGAAACUGAGGGAUGCAAUGGCGCCACUCCAGAGACAGAGUUGCCUACCUUAGACCACAGUGUUCUGACAGCAGUGGAGAAAUGCUGGGAGGAGAUUGCUCUCCAGUGUUCACAAUACGAGGAGAACCAGCCAUACACACAAGUACCUGAUGAUGGAGAUUGGAAGACGUUGCGCGUAUUUGUGUCCUCAACAUUUACAGACUUCUUUUGUGAGCGGGAAAUUCUUGUGAAGAAGGUGUUUCCAGAGUUUCGGGAAUGGUGUCAGGCCCGUAAGCUGUAUUUAGUAGAGUGUGACCUGCGAUGGGGUGUCCCUAAUGACUCAACUACGGCGCUCACGAUUUCCAUGUGCCUGGAUGAGCUGGAUCGAUGCCUGGCGGAAACUGGUGGGCAGCCUCUAUUCUUGAACCUGCUUGGAAAGAAAUACGGGUGGUGUCCCAGUGAGACAGACGUGCCUGAAGAUGUGAAGACAAAGUUUGACUGGGUACAGGGCACUUCCAUUACAUUCAUGGAAAUACUGCACGGAGCAUACAGAUUGAAGAAUCCGAAUGCACUGUUCAUGCUGAGGACAGAGUCCAUUAUUGAACACAUUCCUGAGAAUAUGCUGUCACGCUAUGCAAGCACAGAUGCCCUAGAUGUCCAACAUAUGAAGAAACUGAAAGCAAUGUUGAAGUCACGAUUUCCAGACCAAGUGCACCAUUAUGAUUGCCAGGUGGAAGGAAUGGUGCAGAAACACGGCAAAGACAUGCCAAACAUUGUGGGGCUGGAGAAGUUUGCAGAGCAGGUGCUUCACUUCCUGAAGUGUGCGGCAGAAAGGUUGUAUCCUGACAGGGACGUGGUCUCCACUCAUCAGUCCAGGGUGCUAGCAGAAGAUGCCAAUCAGAAGAAGUUCCUUGAAGAUGCUAAAAAUUCAUUGGUUGCCAGGCAAGAGGAAGCACAGCUGAUAUGGUCAUUUGUUGAGGGUGACACAUCCCGGCUGGAAGAAGGAGAGAUUGGCACACCAUUUGCUAGAAGUGUAGAUUUCUGGCAUGACCUGGUUACCAUUGACAACAACAUCCUGUGUAUCCAAGGGCAACCAGGCUAUGGGAAGACAACUCUGCUGGCUUAUGUGGCUGACAAAGCUAUUAAGUCUGGAUAUCGUGUAUUCUACCAUUUCCGAGGCAGCACUCAAGAGGGUCACGAAGUUACCUUGCUUCUUCAGAGAUUAACUGCCUUCCUCUCUGGGGAUUACUCAGAAGAAAGUGUUGAGCAUCUUUCUCAAAACUACACCAAUGAAGACUUGGCGAAGAAAGUCCGAGAUCUGUUAGUAGGGAUGACAAAAGAUACAGGAGCAGCACAGAAAGUGGUCAUAGUCAUUGACGCAUUGGAUGUGCAAACAGUGCCAGGUCUCGUCAACCACCUCUCCUGGCUGCCACCUCACUUCCCAAUGAACGUGCGUGCCUUGGUCAGCACCAGCAACCUUGACCCACCAACCCUGGCAAGGAUACGGGAAUAUCCAUAUUUUCUCCUGCAUCUGGACCAGUUGACGAAAACAGAUGCCAAGCUGAUUGUAACGUCUUUCCUGUCCAGGUUUAACAAGAUACUGGAUUCGGGUCAGUUGCAGACAAUCAUUGAUUCCAAGUGCUCGGAAAGCCCUCUAUGGUUGUACCUGGUCUGUGAGGAGCUCCGUAUCUAUGGAGACUUUAGGACUCUGACCAAUCACCUGAAGGCCAUCACAACUUCUCUAGAAGGAACGGUAGAUGCCAUAGUAGAGAGACUAGUAUCUGAGGAUGACACUGGCUGCAUGGAAAGGGCGCUGGGACUCAUCUGCUGCAGUAUAGGUCAGCUGACGUGCCUUGAUCUGCAGAGGAUGCUGGGUAAUAUCGAGGCACAGGAACCGCUGGCCUCCCUCACCUGGGCAUCGCUAAGGAGGAACCUCCAGGCGUACCUUCGUAUAGCUGACUUCAAUGAUGUCAUCAUGUUUGUUCAUGACCAGAUGAAACAGGUUGUAUAUAGAAAGCUUGUACAAGACAAGAAUUGUUUGGAGAAGUACCAUAAACUCUUUGCUGAUUACAUUGAAUGGUGGAGUGACAGUAGGGAACUGAAGAUGCAUAGUCUGCCACAUCACUUUGUGGCUGCAAAAUUGAAUAGAAGACUCAUCAAUUUUCUGAGGAACACCAAAGAAGGUGGUGAAUUGCCAUUUUUUCAUCGGAGCGGUUACUUUCAACGGAUGAGAUGCAACAUGCUGGCUGAUCCAGUCAUCAAAGGUGUGCAGCCGGCGGUUAUCUGUACUUUUUGCAAGAAUAGCCGGUCUGUGUACCACCCCUCACGAUUGUUCACAAAUGAGUCUAUGUGUGUCGUGUGUGGUAACCAGACUGUGAGGGUGCCACAGCUCACUAAAGAUGCGUUCUAUUGUCAUUGGCAUUCUGUAAAUAUUCACCCCACCAUGAGGAAAUGUUGUCUGUGUGGAGGAAUUGCAGAUCGAAGCACAGUCCCAGCAAAGUUGUGUUCCAACUGUAGUUUUGGUAACUCCGGGAAUCAGUGUUGCAUUGUUGAUCCAAAAUGAAACCAUGACUGUGUAAAAGCGGAGGGAUAUAGAUUUGGCGUUGUCCAUCCGUCCACCUUUCCAUCUGUCUGUCUUUCCGUCAGUCUGUCCCUCUGUCACAAAAUUUUUCAUUGCUAUAUCUCAGAAACUAUACAAGAUAUCAACAUGAAACUUCAUGGGUGUAUACCUAGAUAGCAAUGAGUAGAAGUGCCAUGUACAUAAGCCAUAACCCUACACUUUCUCAAAUAAGAGUUAUUGCCCUAUUUUACGAUGUAAAUUGUCAGGGCUAUAUCUCAGAUUCAAUAAAAGACUUAAACAUAAAACUUCAUGGGUGUAUUGAUAUCAACUAUGAGAAAUGCCAUGCACAAGAACCAUAACACUAGACUUCCUUAAGUUAGGGUUAUUGCCCUUUGUUGUUUUUGUAUUGUGUAACUUGUUAUGGCUUUAUCUCAUAUAGGCUACAAGACUUCAAUUUAAACUUUAUGGGUGUGUAGAUAUCAAAGAGGAGAAUUACAAUGCAUAAAAACAACUAUCCUACACUUAAAUAUUUUUUAAGGUUAUACCUUACAUCAAGGGAUUUGCACCCAUCCAUAAACAAACUGUAUUGUUUCUAUGGCUUGUUGAGCUUCAUUCUGGAAAAAAUUGGACUUAUCAGUUACUACAUUCUCCGCUUUAAUGGUAUUUUUUUGCUUACAUGAAGUCUCUUUUAAGCAAAAAUCUAGUUUAGGCAGAAAGUGAAGUUCCUAAUUAUCCUGGGCGGACCGCUGAGGGUAAUGUGAGAUGUCAUUUAGCCUUUUACCACUUUCCUAGAACGUUACUCAUAUGUCCCCCUUCCCCCUCUCUUCCUCACCUCUUUUUCUAUCCCUUUUCCAAGUAUUGAAGCUGUUUGUUACUGUCAUAAGUACACAGUCCCAGUGUCAGAGAUUGUCAUGAUAAUUUAAGUGAUGUACCCAUGUGUGUAUGAUCUUUUUAAAUGAUGUGCAAAGUAAAUUAAGCAUGAAGUAAAACGGAGUAUAUAAACUAAUAGUGAUUUUAUAUUAUUUUAUACUGUGUUUAUAGAAUAUCUCCGAAUGUUUAUAAGUUUUGAGUAUGUUUAAAGAUUGUUUAUGUUUUCCUAGAAUACCGUAUGUAUUGCAUGUUUUUUUAAACACUGUAAUUGGAAAUAUUUUAGGUUAUUUAGAAAGUUUGUCUCUAGUACCUCUAUUCUGAUUGGGUUUGUGAUAAUUUUUUGUCAUGAGUGCAGAAUGAAAGAUAAAGCAAUUAUUUAGUCUGUGUGUCUGUCUAAUUGUGUGCACUUUGUACUAACCAGAGUACAGAGGAACAGCGUGAGGAGGUUAAGUGGUGGUUGCAAUAUGAUGGAAAUAUUCUUGAAAAGGCAUGAACAACAACGAACAAAAUACUGUACAAUUACAUUCCAAUUUAGAAAAAAAAUCCACACAUUUGUUCUAAAUACAUGACUGCGCUUCUAAAAUGAACCGCAUCUCUGUAUUAUACAUUCCAUGAAUUCCUUCUACAAACGACUUAAUAAAAAAGUACUGAAAAACAUGUUCAGCUCUUUAUAUAAUGUUUAGUCCUACUAUGUCUGGUUGGAAGUUCAUAUAAAGGCAAUAUUAGUGUUUGCUGUUGUUAUUUUUUGAUUAUUCAGUUUUUAUAUGUUAGGGUUGAGAAAAUUUAACUGAUUUUUAUAAGGAUCUUAUGUACAUGUAGUUGUUAUUUGGGAAGGUUGAAUGAUAUUUUAGAAAAUGUGUUACUUGUUUUAAAGGGGCCUUUUCACAGAUUUUGGCAUGUAUUUAAGUUUGUCAUUAAAUGCUUUAUGUUGAUAAAUGUAAACAUUGGAUCUUAAAAGCUCCAGUAAAAAAAAGUAACACUCAACUGGUCUCGAACCACGGACCCCUAGAGUUAAAUUCUAUCGCUUAGACCACUCGAACAUCUGUGCUCAUACAAUGAGCGAUGUAUUUUAUACUUUAUAUAAGCAAUCUUCAUAGUAUCUCAAAAUAUAACGACAACAACAGAACUCCAAAUUAUUCAAUCGUUUUGCGUUGCAACGCUUUAUAUUUUUCAGGUUUUUAAAGCGUCAAAAUAUGCAUACUAUGUUCAGAAUUACUGUUUUCUCACAAAUAUCAUAACUACAACGAAAAUUUGGGAAUUUGAAGCCUUUUUGUUUUAAUUUUGUUUAUUUACCAAAACGUGAAAUGUACCCUUUAAAUAAAGGGAUGUACAUUUCAACAAAAGACUCGCAAAGUAUUUGUUAUGCAUAAAGUAUAUUUUAAUUUUGUUAUUAUAAGAUUGUGCGUAUAGUCUAUAUUAAUGUUUUAAAUAGUUAUUAGUGUAUUCCAACAGUAAGCAGUUAUAAUACUGCAGUGUAAAACAUAUGCUGUAUUUGUUUAUAUAUUUGCUGUGAUAACAGUUGAAGUUUUAUUUCAAAUUUGUUAUUAAUUUGUUAUUUAUACCUUAAAUUUUAAUAAGACUGCAUUUAUUAUAGAUAUUGCAUUUUAUUGUAUUGAAUAGUAAAUGUUUUGUUUUGUUCUUACAUACUUCUAACUAAAAUUGUAUAUGCCCACUUUGGAUGAGUAGAAUGAUGUUUUUUUUUGCAAAAUAAUGUCCCUUUAUUUCUCAAAUAUAUAAUAUAUAGAUGCCUGAAACAUGUGUUUUCAACCCACUUUAACCCUUUACCACUUAGAUUUUGACUUAUUUGUAGUUCCUUAGAAAGUUAAAUAUAAAAAAAGACCUUUCUUACUGUAUUCAAGUUUUAAAGGCUUCCUUUCCAACCCUUAGUUACUGAUGAGCAGCAGACAGCAUAAAACCUGAACAGACUGCGAGUUACUCGCAGGCUGUUCUGGUUUUAGGCUGUUUGCACGUCAUAGCCAUUUUCACUUUACUUCUGAGAGGGAAAGGGUUAAGUAGUUGGUGGAUGAACCUCAAUCUAAAGAGUUAAAUGACCAUUAACAUGUUUCAGUAGAUGAUUAGAAGGGAAAUAAUUUUUUCUUUGACACGUUUUGUAUUUAUAGUCCCUACUUGUUGUGUGCUCAACUUCUCUUUAACUAUUGGAUGGAUCUUCCUCAAAUGUUCACAGUUGAACGACAUCAUUGUGUAAAUGAUCUGUAAAAAAUCAUUUGGCUACACGUUUUGUAAACAUCAUGCCCUUUUGAAUGUUUUUCCAAUCAAAAUAUGGUGUUUGCAAUUUUCUUUUAACUACUGGGUGGUUUUUAAACGUUUACAGAUUAAUUACUUAAGUGUGUAUAUCAAUGUAAACAAAUGUUUUUUGACUGAGACCAAUUGUGGAUUUAUUAUGUCCACUGUAGACUAUAAUGUUGUCUUGUCUGUAUCCAAUAUGUGGUUGUCUGUGAUACAGGUCUAGUUUGUAUAUUGUGCAUGUUGAUAAUUAUCUAAAUAGGCCAUUGCAAAUAUUCUGAUAUAUCAUUGAUAAAAAAAUACACAAAUUUUAGUUUUUCCAUUUUUUGUUAUGUGAGUGUUUUAUCUUGACAUUUAUCUCGUUUAUGCUCUUUUUAUUAAAUGUUUAUUAAAUAUUGUUUAAUUUGUAUUUUUUAUUAUGUAUGCAUGCGAAAAUGGGUCUUAUGCCAUAGACGACAAGUGUAACUCCAGACCAGCUUACACAUCUGUGGAGUCUUGUCAGGGAGAUACCCUGUUGGCUAUAAAGUCACACAAGGUUUUGUGGUCUCAUAAGUGGACAGGGUAGCUCCUGACCAUACUGUGCCAAUGUGCAGGCUCAUCUGUAGAUACGCUGGCCCAUAAGGCAGUGUUCCUUUUUUCGCAUGAUGUGGGGCAAUUUUGAAAUUAUGCUUAAAAAAAGCAUACAACAUAAGCUCUGAAGAACUCUGUUUAAGACGUUCGAACCUAUUUGACGUAUCCAAUUUAAGCAUUGAAAUGUAAGAGAAACUUAAAAAACCUUGAUAGAAACAGAAAAAAAUCAUUUCAUUAUAAUUUGAAUCUUUGAAUGCGUACGUAAACAUUAAAUCAAAUUAAAUUCAGUUUAUAGUGAUAUACUUAAAAGAUGUAAGAAACUGAGUUGACUUUUCGAAACUUUGUUAUAUGCUCACAAAGGUUUGAACUUUCAGGAUAUGGAUCCUGCAUGCUUCUGGUGUAACUAUUUAUUAUAAAAAUUUAUGUUUUAUACACUUUUAGCAAUCACUGUAGCAAUUUUUUGGCAAGACUUUUCGAAGAAAAGGUAAACAAUUGUUAUGUUGACUAUAUGUAUUUUAUUUUGUAGCAUUUUAACACUGCUUAGCAAUAAAAUUAUAUAAACCAA
Dreissena polymorpha is the source of this 7128-nucleotide messenger RNA. RefSeq names its product TPR repeat-containing protein DDB_G0287407-like. Lineage: Eukaryota; Metazoa; Mollusca; Bivalvia; Myida; Dreissenidae. The record is from RefSeq and is a predicted model, not a curated record. The transcript is spliced from 20 exons. Gene Ontology annotation, cellular component: Cul4-RING E3 ubiquitin ligase complex. Bases 234 to 2882 code for a protein of 882 amino acids.